UAUCUCGUAGAAACUAGAUUGUAUUUCUUCUCUUGUUCUCUUCCACAUUUAAGCUUUCUUCUUAUCAUCUCAUCAAUCACCCUCUCAUACCUUAUCACGACCUCACCUGAUCAUCUCAGCUACCCAUCAUGACUGUUCCUCCCAAGCCUCCUCGCAUUCAGGUCAACGACCUCUCGUACACGUUCCCCGACUACUCAACCGGUAUCAAGAACAUCACCCUGGAUCUGCCUCCGCGCUCACGAACUCUUUUGAUUGGUGCCAACGGCGCUGGAAAGACGACCCUCCUUCGCCUGCUCGCCGGCAAGCGUCUCUCACCCAGCAACACCAUCUCCAUCUGCGGAGUUGAUCCCUUCAAGGAGAGUCUCGAGGGUGUCACUUAUCUCGGCCUCGAAUGGGUCCUCAACCCUAUUGUUCGCAACGAUAUUGGUGUCAAUGAGCUUCUCCGCUCUGUCGGUGGCGAUGCUUACCCCGAGCGUCGGGAUGAGCUCGUAGCCAUGCUCGAUGUCGACACCAACUGGCGCAUGCACGCCGUUUCUGAUGGUGAGCGCCGCCGCGUUCAGCUUGCCAUGGGUCUCGUGCGACCUUGGACUAUCCUCCUGCUUGACGAGAUCACGGUCGAUCUUGACGUCCUCAGCCGCGCCGAGUUCCUCGGCUGGCUCAAGCGUGAGACCGAGAUCCGAGAGUGCACCAUCGUCUACGCUACUCAUAUUCUCGACAACCUCGCGGGCUGGCCCAGUCACCUCGUCCACAUGCACCUUGGCACAGUCAAGGAAUGGGACGAGGCUGACAAGAUGCUCUCCACCAUUGAUGGUACUGUGGGCGCUUCUGGCAACAGUCGCCUGGGUGAGCUUGUCCUGGGCUGGCUACGAGAUGAUCGAAAGGAGCGAGGACCCCGCAGCCAUAUGAAGCGCGCACCCGAGGGUAAGACGUACGGCUUCGGUGGUAUCCAGAUCGGCGGCUACGGUGACGAGUCCAAGCAGCGUGAGGUCUAAACACGACAUGACUAGGGCGGCUGCAUCGAGGGUUUCUUAACAAUCACCUCGAGUUUCAUUUGUCUUUGCCUGGAGUUCAAAAAGGACGGGUGGCACUCAACUGCAUUUCAGGCGCGGGAACAUAGGGAAGACGGAGAUGACGGUAUAUGGUGCUCAUGCAUGGCGUUCGAUUUGAAAGAAAACAGUCCUCAACCCUGGUUUCUACGGCGUUUGAUACUCUUCAACAUUUCAUGCAUGGAGGUUUUGCUUGGAUGGCGGUUCAUGGGUUCUAUUCUCUGAUACAUGUACUUGAUACCCUGUAUUUCAACCAAGGGGAUAAAGGCUUUGGUCACAUCAACUAGACAAGUCUUGAUUCAUAAAAUUCUAGCGGUACUUGAGAUGACGCAGUACUG
This is a messenger RNA of Fusarium vanettenii 77-13-4, 1384 nucleotides long. RefSeq lists its product as uncharacterized. Gene Ontology annotation, molecular function: ATP binding; ATP hydrolysis activity. Bases 129 to 992 code for a protein of 287 amino acids. Lineage: Eukaryota; Fungi; Ascomycota; Sordariomycetes; Hypocreales; Nectriaceae. The transcript has a single exon. The record is from RefSeq and is a predicted model, not a curated record.